GCCAGGACACCCUAUAUUAGCAUUUUGCUAAAAUAAAUGUAUAUGCUAAACGGUCUCAUAUACAAGGAUAUUUGCAGUCAGAAUUGAAAGCUUAAACCACCCGGUGUAUAAUGCAAUUUUAAUCCCCUUGAACAUGGCUUAUGAAUCCCAAAUGGACCACUUACCUUUCCCCUCUAUCCUUAACCCUCCACUUCAUGCGCCUGUCGUUACCACCCGUGUCCCAAAGCUGAGGGGGUGAAAAGUGCUAAUUAGACUCUCCAGUAGCCUCUUCCAGUAAACUACAACAUCAAAAACCUGCCGACUGACCAAUACAUUUUCAGGUGGUUGAGGUCUAAAACGAUUUCAUUUAAUAAUGAAAUGUGCAACAUGAGUUCCAUUCCAGUCACGAGUAUGUGCCGACCUUGAUGGGUUUGCAACUAUCUGGAAGUUCCGUGAGCAACACAUGACCAUGGAGGCACUCGGUGUGAGUGGGGCACAGCGGCAAAUGUUGGGUCAUCGUCUGCGCAGGGCAUGAAGCAUUUUGGCUGAAUGGAAGACAAUACCAGGGAGAACAAAGAAUGGUGAAGGUGAUACCAUGCAACACCAAAGAGUUGAGUGCUUACAACAGGGCUCUUCAAGAACUGUUCCAGGCUGUCAACAACCCUCCAAACAGGUUUGACAGUGACUGCAGUCAGGUUGACAGUGACGAUGAGAACAGCACUUCCUGCCCUCUCCUGGAAACAGAGAUCCACUACACAGAGACCGAUGUGACCCUGCCCUCCAGUCUGGCCGGUAGCUCAGGCUCCUGUGAGACAGAGCCUACUGUGGGGCUGGCCAGAGAAAAGGAGGUGAGGGCUGAGAGACCGGGCAAUGGGGCGAGUCAACGCUCCUCUCCUGUCCUCUGUCCCUCGGCGAUGGGCCAAGUAAACCGGGAGAUGCUGCACAUCUACCGACAACUACAAACAGAGCAUUUGAGGCAGCAGAAGUGGGCGGGCCAGCUCCAGGACAGAGAGAACAAACUGUUACAGCAGGAGAGCCGUGUUAAGGAGGCGAGACAGCUACAGGACCAGCUGAAGGAGAGAACCAGAGAAAACAAGAGGUUAAUGGCUAGCUUCAACUCCAUCAAGGAACACAAUGACACCAUGAAGAAGCAGCUGAAUGAUCUGAGUGAGCAGAACAAGCAUCUGGAGAACCAGUUCAGAAAGGUUCAAGCUCGGCUAGAGAACCUUCAGAGGAAGUAUGAGUACUCCAUGGCACAGAAAGGGAGAGAGGAUGUUUGCCUGAAAACCACCCAGUCAAAACCUAAAGCGCAGACAACUGCUACCUCCAAACCAGCCAAAGUCAGUAGAAGUUCUGCCCCUUUAAGGCUGCAGGCUUUGCUAUUGGACUGGGUUUUAGACGGACAGGCGUCUCCUCCGGUAGAAGGAGACAGCAGAACAGCCCCGGGCCAAAAGCCCAUGUCACCAGGGGUCUCACGCCAUGACAGGUGCUCUAAGGCAUUGCCUCUGUUGGUAGAGCAACUUCAGCAGUCCUCUACUUCAUCAGACCCUUCGGUCUACCUGUCCCUGAUCAGGUUCAUAUGCUGGAGCCUGACAGAGAUUGACCGCAGCUCACAGCGCCUGGCUCUGUCGUCCACUCUGCGCCGUCUGGGGGAGGUGAUGUCCAGGGGUCCGACCCAGCAGACCGGAGUCCCCCCUCAUCCUCCCCCUCUGUAUAGGAGCCCCUGCCCCCACACACGCAUCCUCUCAUCCCUCAUCAUCCUCAGGACCAUCACCCAGGCUGACGUUGUGGCCCAGGUGUUGGAUUCCCUCCACAGUGACCUGGUGUGUGUGGAUGUCCGAGGGCUGUUUCUGCGGCAUGGGGGAAUGUCUGUCCUCCUUGCCCUGCUCCGAUGUGGGAAAGUUGGGCUGCAAACCUCAAUAGACAUCCUGCUGCAGCUCAGUGGAGAGUCUCGGUAUCAGCAUGAGUUCCUGUCUGCAUGCAGCACUGAAGAUUUCUUCCGAAUGGCAGCUUUACUUGUGAAGAAGCCCAGACUAGAGCUUCCUCUCUUGGAGAAACUCUCGAUCAUCCUCCAGAAACUCUCCAAGAUCAGGAAAAACAGACGUCUGUUUGAGCUCUGCUCUCUGCAUCUGCUGCUGCAGGAGAUGCACAGAAGUACUGACCCAACACACACCUUCCUGUUAAUAAACCUCAGUUCUAUACUACUCAACCUUAACACACACACUUUAUAAUACAAUGUGUGUUGUUCUUUUGGUUUAUGUAGGUUUUAUAUUCUCUUUGUGUUUUAUUUAUUCAUAAUUUUUCAAUUUUCCAUUUUGCUUUGAAGUUAGAAUCAUGUUGGGAUGGAGUGGCUAUGAUGUUUGUUCCAGGCAUUCUGAGCAAAUCAGAUGAUUUCAUUAGGUAGCUUUUAACAGCAAUAAACAAAGAAAUUUCCAGAA
Molecule: messenger RNA, 2417 nt
Organism: Esox lucius (northern pike)
Lineage: Eukaryota; Metazoa; Chordata; Actinopteri; Esociformes; Esocidae
Product: coiled-coil domain-containing protein 138
Exons: 14
Coding region: 558-2210 (550 amino acids)
Source: RefSeq, a predicted model, not a curated record